GUGUGCUUGAGACCUGAAAGUGUUUAUACAUGUGUGGGAACAGAAACAGGGAGCGAGACAGAGCACGCGCGUGUGUGUUUGUCUGUGCAUGUCAGUCGCACACUAACUCCUGAAAUUAACAACUCAGCAAAAAAUGAAGAGGAAGCUGCUGGCAGACACUUUAUUAUGAAUCUUUGUGUGGUGGAUUUAAAAGCUUCUGGAGUAUGAAAUCACUGGACUGAAGAAGAGGACAAAGUCUGGAGAUCAUGGGAGGUGUGAGUACUGUGUUAGCACAGACUAACCAUUCACAGCACAGUAACUUCACCCAGGUCUUCAAUUCUUCUAGACCAGAGUACAGUGAUGCAGAACUCGUGCUGCUUGGUGUUGCUAUGGCCAUUCUGGUCCUGGCUAUAGUUUUCGGAAACGUGUUGGUGAUUACCGCCAUCCUGCGGUUUAAGCGGCUCCAGACUGUCACCAAUCUUUUCAUUGCCUCACUGGCUGUUGCUGACCUCAUCAUGGGUGUGGUUGUGGUCCCCUUUGGCUCUAUCUCCAUCCUGCGGGGAGUCUGGCAGUUCGGAAAUUUCAUGUGUGAUUUCUGGACAGCGACCGAUGUGCUGUGCGUGACUGCCAGCAUCGAAACGCUUUGUGUGAUCGCACUGGACCGCUACCUUGCCAUCACCUCGCCGCUCCGCUACCCAACGCUGCUCACCAGGGGUCGAGCUGUUGCAGUGGUGCUCGCAGUUUGGGUGGUGGCCUCCCUCAUCUCCUUCCUACCCAUACAUCUGAAGAUGUCAGUGUCACAUGAUGACAUAGCUCUCUUAUGUUUGAAAGAUGAAAACUGCUGUGAGUUCAACACGAACACGGCAUAUGCAGUGACUUCUUCAAUUGUAUCAUUCUACCUGCCACUGGUGGUGAUGAUUUUCCUGUACACCCGCGUGUUCCAGGAGGCUCAGAAACAGCUGGAGAAGAUCCGAGGAAGGGAAAGACAUAUGUAUAACUUGCAUUGCGCUUCACAGUUUGCUUAUCCUGAUGAUAGCCCUGCAUUAAAUCAAAGCAGGACAGGAACUGAGGUGGGAGAAGAAGCAGGAGACGAUAGUCUAAAUAUGCAGAACCCAAGUAUGGACACUGGUAAAGAAGAAAAGGGGAAAGAGAGCAGAUUGAGAACAGACAAAGGGGACGGAAAACAUUCCGCCACAAAGCGUCUUAGGUUUUCUCUUAAAGAGCAUAAAGCUGUAAAAACUCUGGGUAUCAUCAUGGGAACUUUCACACUGUGUUGGCUACCAUUCUUCAUCCUCAACAUCCUCAGAAACAUACUCAGCGUGAAAAACAUUGAGGUACCCUUUAGACUCCUCAAUUGGCUUGGAUAUUCCAACUCAGCCUUCAAUCCUCUCAUCUACUGUCGCAGCCCUGAUUUCAGGCACGCCUUCCAGGAGAUACUCCAUUUGAGGAGUAAGGGAAGACAGUGGAGCAUAAGGAGACUAUUGGGACUAUGCAGCGAGAACAGCGGUUAUCCCCCACAAAGGCUGAAUGGGAACUCAGCUCUUACUGAUGUUACAGAGCUUGACAUUCGGCAUUCUAGAUGGAAGGGCAGUGUGGAGAGUUCAAUUCAAGGCAGCUCACUGAAUCUGGCUCCUCCAUCUUCUUGCUCUGAGCAAGUUUUAGAUGUAGCUCCAGGAUCCUUGACCAACGGGCAGGCAAACCGUUCUGCCACCUGGAGCUCUAAGGACAGUCUGAGUUCAAUAGCUUGACCAAUUAGAGCAUUAGGAUUCCCAUUGUGUGUGCAGUAAGCACCGAUUUGUUGAAGUUAAUAAUGUUUGUGUUUGAGAGUUGAGUAACUCAACCUUUUGGUCUUUUACAAGGCCACGUUGUCAACGUUUUUAUUUAUGAUCCAGGGUCCGAUUUUUCCUCAUAAUGGCGUGAAUCAAGAAGGCAGCUAGCUACAUGGGCAAACUAUAUUCAGCAGUGUCUCCUUUCAAACAGGUAUGAAGUUUGUCUCGAUCAUGAAGGCAUCAUGCUGUAGCUUAUUUAACGAAAAAGGGCAGUUUUUUGGUUCACGAGCUUUAAACACAGGAAAAGUUUGCAAAGCAGCGCCUUGAAAAAAAACUCACAAAGUGACAUCAAACAUUAUCAACUUCCUGAAAUUGGAAUUACUACAGGGAUGAUAUUGGUACCAAAUAAAACAUGUUUUAAGAGUACUAAAAUAUCAUGCAUGCUACUUCAUUCCAAAAUGCUCCUCAACUAAAGUCAUGAGAUUACCUGUUGCUUAAAAACAGAAGAGGAGUGAGCCGUCGGCGAGGUUGCUGCUUCAAAUCACUGCACAUUGUCAAAAAGAUCAUUGUCCUCAUAAUAAGAGUGCAGCACAGCAGCAUUAGAAUGUACUGGAGAGCACUGAAUGCUCUGUAGGUGCAGUAACAUUUGAGAAUGUUGAGCAGAAAGAGGACAGAGUCAGAACAUUAAAGACUUUCAACUACUGUUGAUCAUUAACAGCCCCUGAGUUAUCAGGUGGGAUGAAUAAGAUUCGCAUCAGUAGAUGUACUUCUACACCUCCCAAAGCUAAUAUUUAUUUUAGAAUCAAUGUCAAAAUCCUACAUUGCCUUGUUAUCUCAUUCACAAGAUUUCCUGAAAACUUCUGACCUUGAGGUCAAGGUCUCUGAGAUUCUGACUCGUUCGAGAUUUUUAUCAAUUUGAAUAUCCUGCGUCGCCUCGUUCUCAAGUUAUCUCCAUCACAAACUUGAGUGUCUACCUUGCCCGCCCACUUGCCAGGGUUACGAUAAUACUCAAUCAGGUUUAUACAGCUGAAGGGUAAAAAUGAAUUUUAGAAUAAGUAAAAGUGUUUUGACAGAACAUAAUGUGUUCUUGCAAAAUACCAUCAAAAUACCAGAUGAGGACUACCUGUCUUGAAAAGCUGCCACAGUAAUGGAGCCUUUUAAGUCAAAAACGGUGGUUUCUUACAUUGUUCCACAAAGGAUUAAAUGUGAAAUUUAAAUAAUAUUUGCAGUUAAAAUAAACCUUUUUUUUCUCAGAAACCAAAGUUUAUGUACAAUAUCAAGAUAAACUCUCCAUGAACCAGAACCCAACAGGACUGAGAUAAAAAACUACAUGUUUGCCCAGUGGCCCAAGGUUUUAUUUGAAACAGGGAGUAUAUUUUAAGGCUCGCAGUUUGCCUGUUUUCUUCAUUCCUUCUAACAAAACUCACAACUGGUCUGUAGUUAUUUGGUGGUGUAUAACUGUGUAUCAGAUAAACAUGUGAGACCCAAACUUGUGACUGUCAUGAGUGUCCUCCCCAUGUGUUGGCUUCCUUUCAUCACGUAUUCCCUUAAACUAUAUCCCCCACUUUGUCCCUCCACCAACAACACCAUGAACCCACGCUUUCCUUUUAUCCUGUCUGCUUUUGCUCUGUUAUAAGUACGAACGGUGCACUCUGUCACAAGAGCUGGGAGAUCUUUUUUUAUGUAGUUGGAUCUGGUUCAAUAACAUUGUCUGUUACACUCCCUGUAAAAACAUACCAAUCAGGUUACACAUAUUUUAAGUGCUUACUUUAUACAUCGCUCUCAGCAGAAGCUUUGCAGAAACAAAAAAAUUGUUUGGAUUAGUCUUUCUUUCGCCAUUUCCUAAAUUCAAAGUGAUGAUAAUAAAUUUGUCCAAAUACGAAGCAGAGCAAGUCAGACUGAAAAGGAUCUCUCUUGUUCAUCUUUUAUGUGCACAAAUAAUUAUUUGAUAUGUGAUUUUUUUAAAAAUACUCUUGAACAAUGUCAGUUACUGUAAAUAUCACCUACAUGUAUCUGUCUCAGUGUACAGUAUGUUUACAGUAUGUGAAAAUGAGUAUUUUUUGCAAUGUAAAGCUCGAAACAUCCACAGAAUCUUCUUAAUGUACUGUUGAAAUUUGGAUUACCUUUCAGGUGGGUGUUGUUUUUUGCAUUGGGGUUCAAGUUCAUUAAGUUAUGGGAAAUAAAACAGGUAGAAUAA
This is a messenger RNA of Pundamilia nyererei, 3945 nucleotides long. RefSeq names its product beta-2 adrenergic receptor-like. The coding region runs from base 246 to 1727 and encodes 493 amino acids. The record is from RefSeq and is a predicted model, not a curated record. Gene Ontology annotation, cellular component: plasma membrane. The transcript has 4 exons. NCBI's taxonomy places the organism in Eukaryota, Metazoa, Chordata, Actinopteri, Cichliformes, Cichlidae. Gene Ontology annotation, molecular function: beta2-adrenergic receptor activity; norepinephrine binding. Gene Ontology annotation, biological process: positive regulation of MAPK cascade; adenylate cyclase-activating adrenergic receptor signaling pathway; norepinephrine-epinephrine-mediated vasodilation involved in regulation of systemic arterial blood pressure.